Molecule: messenger RNA, 1060 nt
Organism: Sorghum bicolor (sorghum)
Lineage: Eukaryota; Viridiplantae; Streptophyta; Magnoliopsida; Poales; Poaceae
Product: malignant T-cell-amplified sequence 1 homolog
Exons: 8
Coding region: 168-713 (181 amino acids)
Biological process (GO): formation of translation preinitiation complex
Molecular function (GO): RNA binding
Source: RefSeq, a predicted model, not a curated record
GAGGAGAGGAAGAAGGUCCGGGGAGCCGCGUCUUUCUUCCGGUUCCAGUUCCAGCACAGCGCGGCAUCUGCCGCAUAUCUCCUCCCCCUGUCGCCCGCCGCCGCCGCCCCCGUCCGCUUCAGUCCGACGCCGAACAAGGGGAGGGACAAGUCCGUGCGGUGUGCGCCAUGUUUAAGAAGUUCUCUUCAGAAGAUAUAUCUGGACAGAAUCAAGUUAAGGCCUCUGUACAACGAAAGAUUCGGCAAAGUAUCGCUGAUGAGUACCCCAGCCUUGAACCUUUGCUAGAUGACUUGCUCCCAAAGAAGUCACCUAUGAUUGUUGUUAAAUGCCAAAAUCAUCUGAAUCUUGUAGUGGUGAAUAAUGUCCCUCUAUUUUUCAACAUCCGUGAUGGUCCUUACAUGCCAACCCUGCGUCUUCUUCAUCAGUAUCCUAAUAUCAUGAAAAAGUUCCAAGUGGAUAGAGGCGCUAUCAAAUUCGUUCUAUCUGGUGCAAACAUAAUGUGUCCUGGGUUGACAUCACCUGGUGGUGCCUUGGAUGAUGAAGUUGAGGAGGAAACCCCAGUGGCUAUAAUGGCUGAAGGCAAACAACACGCACUGGCAAUUGGUUAUACAAAGAUGUCAGCAAAAGACAUAAGGACCAUCAACAAAGGAAUUGGCGUUGACAAUAUGCACUAUCUAAAUGAUGGCUUGUGGAAGAUGGAACGGCUCGAAUGAGAAGAAUCCUGAGGGGCUCAUAACUUGCGGCAGACGGUAUUGAUGAGAUAUAUAAAAAAACCAGCAGGACUAUCUGCACAGAUGGUGUCGUUUAAAAAGAUGAAGUACUAAGAAGCUUUAUUUACCGGAGACAAGUUGAGUUUACUCCGAUCCUUUGGUGUUGGAAUGCAUGUCAGAAGCAGGAUUAUGAAUGCUGUGUUCAGCGCUUUAGAUUGGCAGUGUGUUGGUGCGCUUUUCACAAGUUGUAGCAUUUUCAGCAAAACAAUUUACCCUCAAAUGGAAGCAAGGGAGGAAAUCUAUAACGACCCGCAAGUAAUUUGAUCUUACAGUUUGUUUUGGGUAACAAA